AUGCCGAUUACCAAGAAGCGCAAGGUCGCACACGCGGCACCUGCUGAAACGGUUGAAGAGAGCGAUGCUUCUGCACGGUCUCCAAGCCCCGAAGCUGCAGUUGAGGAGCAGGAUGUCGAAGAUGCUUCCUCCGAAACCGAGCCCAGUGCGCCCAGCGCCCCCAAGACAUUCAAGGAGCUAGGCCUCAUUGACUCACUCUGCGAGGCUUGCGAGAAGAUGGGAUACAAGGCACCUACCCCAAUUCAGGCCGAAUCGAUUCCGCUGGCACUUCAAGGUCGUGAUAUUAUCGGACUUGCGGAGACAGGUUCCGGAAAAACAGCUUCUUUCGCACUGCCUGUACUUUCUGCCCUGAUGGAUAAGCCCCAGCCAUUCUUCUGUCUCGUCAUGGCUCCCACCCGUGAACUCGCAUACCAGAUCUCACAAUCGUUCGAGUCCCUCGGCUCAACAAUCAACGUGAGAUCCACCUGCUUGGUCGGUGGUAUGGACAUGGUUCCCCAAUCGAUCGCCCUGGGCAAGAAGCCUCACAUUAUCGUUGCCACACCCGGCAGACUUCUCGACCACCUCGAGAACACCAAGGGCUUCUCCCUCCGCAAUCUGAAAUACCUCGUCAUGGACGAAGCCGACAGACUCCUCGAUAUGGACUUUGGUCCCAUCCUCGAUAAAAUUCUCAAGGUCCUGCCUCGCGAACGCCGCACCUUCCUUUUCUCCGCAACUCUUAGCUCAAAGGUCGAAUCCUUACAGCGAGCUUCACUGUCAAACCCUGCUCGCGUGUCGAUCUCCACCAGCAAAUACGCUACAGUGCAGACCCUGCAGCAAUAUUAUCUGCUGCGGCCCUAUAAGCACAAGGAUAUUUACCUUGUCUACCUCCUCCAUGAAUUUAUUGGCCAGUCCGUUAUCAUCUUCAUGCGCACCGUGCAUGAAACUCAGCGUGUCGCUUUCUUGCUGCGCGGUCUGGGCUUCGGCGCAAUCCCAAUUCAUGGACAGAUGUCGCAAUCUGCUCGUCUGGGAGCACUGGGCAAAUUCCGUUCCAAGAGUCGAGAGAUUCUGGUCGCCACUGACGUUGCUGCUCGUGGUUUGGAUAUUCCCAGUGUGGAUGUGGUUCUCAACUACGAUCUUCCGUCGGAUAGUAAAACAUAUAUUCACCGUGUGGGUCGAACCGCGCGUGCUGGAAAGAGUGGAAAAGCUAUCUCCCUCGUCUCGCAAUACGACGUGGAAGUUUGGCAGCGUAUAGAAUCAGCACUUGGAAAAGAGCUUCCUGAAUAUGAUGUGGAUAAAGAAGAGGCCAUGGUCUUUGCUGAAAGAACCAGUGAUUCACAGCGUGACGCCAUUCAGGCGAUGAAGCAUUAUGAUGAGAAGAAGGGAAGUAAAGGCAAAGGAAAGUUCUCCUUUAAGGGCAAGCGAAGUCGGGAUGCCAUGGAUCAGGAAGAGGGCUAG
Messenger RNA from Penicillium paradoxum, 1434 nucleotides. RefSeq names its product RNA-dependent ATPase RRP3 (gene rrp3). Lineage: Eukaryota; Fungi; Ascomycota; Eurotiomycetes; Eurotiales; Aspergillaceae. The coding region runs from base 1 to 1434 and encodes 477 amino acids. The record is from RefSeq and is a predicted model, not a curated record. Gene Ontology annotation, molecular function: RNA helicase activity; ATP binding; nucleic acid binding. The transcript is spliced from 2 exons.